Molecule: messenger RNA, 918 nt
Organism: Caenorhabditis remanei
Lineage: Eukaryota; Metazoa; Nematoda; Chromadorea; Rhabditida; Rhabditidae
Exons: 2
Coding region: 1-918 (305 amino acids)
Biological process (GO): embryo development
Source: RefSeq, a predicted model, not a curated record
AUGUCCGAAUUUCCUCUGCUCCGUCUCCCUGCCCUGGCUCUGAAUGAGGUGCUGAAAGCGUACAGUCUUCGUGAGAAAAUAAUGGUCUCCUUGUGCUCCAAAAGAACCACUCGCCACAUUACUCAAUCCCUGUACACCUCGGAAAAGGUGAAUCUUGUCUUGGAUCUUCGGCAGGGAUCAGUUCAUUUGUCCUCUCAAUAUGAUCGAUUCGACAUCGACAUUCAUAUCAAUAGUCCUCAUAAUUUGGAAAGUUACAAUGUUGAGCGGUCAUUUUCAAUUGCUGACCAUUCAGUGCCAACAGUUUUCGAGGGAACUCUGGACCGUUAUAGAAUGAUAACAUUUUGGAAUAGUCUUCCAGAAGGUCUUCGUUUCAUCGCUGCCCAUUUAUCUCGAGUCUUUAAAUGCCAGAUUGAUAAUGUCACCUCGUCACUCAGUAAUGCUCUUUUUCAAAACACUUUAAGUGGACUUAUCGAUGAAAACCUUGAAAUAAAGAAGUUGAAAAUCAAAGGCGAGAAUUUGGAUGAAGAAUGGCUGAACGAAAUUUUGAAGAACCUUAAAGUGACCGAAGAGCUUACCAUCUCGACAAUACUCAAUCAAAAUUUCAAACCUGAGUUCGGUUUCUGGCCCGAACGACUGAGAAUUCGUCAUUCGCAAUGGUUCACUAAAGAUAUUCUUGUGACUUCGACUUCUGAAGGCAUCAUACUUGAAAAUUCAUUCAUGGACGAUAGAGUAGUGGUAAAAAUCCUUGAAGACUGGAAGACUGGAAGACUUGCAAAUCUGAAGUGCCUGAUAAUCAAUAGUUCCAACUUCGGAGUGCAAAGCACCAUCGUGAAUGCUGUCGGAAUUCAGUCAGAUAGCGGAGUGAAGGCAAGUAUCAAAUUGAUUGAAAAUCAGUUUCAGAUGGUUGUCUAUGAUUGA